Lucilia cuprina (Australian sheep blowfly) is the source of this 2778-nucleotide messenger RNA. RefSeq names its product choline transporter-like 2. Gene Ontology annotation, molecular function: transmembrane transporter activity. Gene Ontology annotation, biological process: transmembrane transport. Bases 57 to 2522 code for a protein of 821 amino acids. The record is from RefSeq and is a predicted model, not a curated record. Gene Ontology annotation, cellular component: membrane. NCBI's taxonomy places the organism in Eukaryota, Metazoa, Arthropoda, Insecta, Diptera, Calliphoridae. The transcript has a single exon.
UUCGAUAGUAUGUUAGAAUCGCUUGAGACAAACGGUUAACGGUACGCAAAUAAUAAAUGAUGGAUAAUGAUAACGUAGAUCCCAGGGUAUUUAUGAGAAAUUGUGAUAGUAUGAUUGAUCCUAGAACAUCUGUAAGAUACUCUGUUAACAACACUCCUGUAACUCCAGCAAUAUCCAGAAGUUUAUCGUAUCAUACGCAAAUAUCUGCAAAAAAUGAAAUACCUAUAACACUGCAGGAAGAGCAAAAUGCUCCUUUAAAAAGACAAGCCAGUGCUAAAUUUCGGCCAAUAAAUCAUAAAAAACAUAGUUGCACAGACGUGCACUGUCUGUUAAUUUUUAUAUGUUUUAUAAUCGGUUGGAUAUAUAUAGCAACGUAUGCCUUAUCCCAAGGAAACUUAAAUAAAUUACUAAUUCCAACAGAUUCAAAAAAUGCUAAAUGCGGCUUGGACUCUGGAGUUCGUGACAAAAAAAUGUUAUUUUUCUACAAUUUGGAUAAGUGUCUUGAUCCAUUGACACCCAUUACAGGAUGUAAUACCAAACAAAUAUGUGUAAAAGAGUGCCCCAAAACAUCUUUUAUAUGGCAAGAAAACACGGAUCAGACUAAUUUAAGCACCUUAAAGGAAAAACUUAUUUGUGAUUCCACGGUGAACAAACAAAAGUUGAAGAGCUUGUUAGAUGUUAAAAAAUCUAUAGAGAAUGAUCUUUGUAGUGGCUGGUACUUAGAAAGUAAACCUUUAUUUAAUCAUUGUGUAUGGGAUCUUUCCGACGAAUUGUGCGAAAUAUUGCCCAAGAAGUUGACAGGACGAAACCGUAGAUCGGAUUUAACACCAGUAAACUUUAUUGAUUUUAAACCUGUCGCAACAAAAUUAGCCGAAUUCGGUAAAAGCAUAAAAUCGGUGUGUAAUAAACAACAUCAUAAUACGUCAUCAAACAUGAUCGCUUUCAAAGAAAAGAUUAAAAAAACGAAUUCCAAUUUUAAUAGAAUUAUAGCCGCAAUUAUCUCGAAAUUCAAUUAUAGUGGUAAAGAAAUUUUAGCUGAGCAUAUAGCAGAUGACUUAAAAAAUUCAUGGAAAGUUAUAGUGUUUGCUUUUUUUAUACAUCUUUUUGCGGUUUUAUUAUUUAUAACACUUUUGCGCUGGCUAGCCGAACCCCUGGUGUGGGUUUCGAUAUGCGGUGUUAUUUUUGGUCUGGGUUAUUCAUUUUAUUAUAGUUUUCGUCAGUAUAGACUGUGGAGCACAGAAGCCCAUGUACCAAAACAUGCAACGAAUCUGCAGGCGAAAGUUCAAAACAUUUUGGAAAAUGGCGAUGUUUGGCUGUAUGUAACAAUGAUUCUUGGAGCGCUCCUCACAAUUAUUGUAUUAAUAGUAAUUGUAAUCCGGAAGCGUAUAAAAAUUGCUGUGGCUAUUAUUAAGGAAGCGAGUAGAGCAAUAACGAAUAUAAAAUCAUCAAUAUUUUUUCCAAUAUUUCCAGCAAUUCUUAAUAUUCUUGUGGCGACAAUGUCAAUAAUUAUUCUGCUACAUCUUGGUUCUAUUGGCGAUUACUCUUUUAUAAUGGCACGUCGCAACAUCACUGAAACUACUGAACAAUGUGUUUGUACAGGACCCGAAUUGCAGAAACCGUAUAAACUUGGUGAUGCAUGUGAUCCAGCUUUGUUCGAAGAAUACUGCCGCAACGAAAAUAAUGAAUUAUGCAUGCAAACUUCGUGCAGUUUCAAUGAGAUUAUAAAAGAUCGAAAAACCAAUUGGUUUAUGUUAUUAAAUAUUUUUGGUGUCCUAUGGGUAACGUUUUUUAUAUCGGCCUAUGAAGACAUGGUUUUGGCCUGUACAUUCUCACUGUGGUAUUGGACUUUCAACAAGAAAAAUAUACCUAAAUUCCCGCUACUAAAGGCUAUGUGGAUAACAACUGUUUAUCAUUUAGGUACUUUAGCUUUUGGAGCCCUAGUUUUGUCCAUUUGUCGCAUGAUAAGGUAUAUGUUAGAACUCAUUGAAAAGAAGGCGAAAGCAUACAAUAAUACAAUAACACGCGCCAUCCUAUGUUGUAUGAAAUUUUUCUUUUGGCUGCUUGAGAAUUUCCUUCGUUUUCUUAACCGAAAUGCUUACAUAACAUGUGCCAUUCAUAGUACCAGUUUCUGUGAAAGCUCUCGAAAAGCUUUUAGUCUAAUUACUCAAAAUCUUUUACGUGUUUAUGCGGUAGAUAAGGUAUCGGAUUUUCUUUUUUUCCUUUCAAAAAUUUUAGUAACAGGUUGCACGUCAUUUACAACUUUUAUCGCUUUGAAGGCAUAUCCAGAUAUAAUAAUUAUACAUUAUCCUGAGGUUCCAGUUGCACUGGUAGCCAUACUAUCCUAUAUUAUGGCUCAUUUCAUAUUUAGCACAUAUUCAAUGGCGGUAGAUACUUUAUUCUUUUGUUUCUUACAAGACUCAACGGAAAACGAUGGCUCAGCUGAAAAUCCAUUCUUUAUGUCAAAAGAAUUGAGAAAAUUGUUGGGAAAAUCCAAAAUAAAACGAAAAAAAUUGCAAGGUUAACUAUCAUUAAAAGGACGAGUAUAGUCAAUAUUAAAAAAAAAUCCAUCUACUACAAUACACCCUACUAACAACGUACAUAUAUAUGUACAAGAUUACUAUGUACUUUAACGAAUAUAUACAUACGUUAUUUAUAGUAUCAAUUUGGCGAAGGAAGUUAAUGAAUGUAAACUUAUACACUUAAAAUUGAUACUUUAGAAUAAUUUACACCUAAAGUAUAAAUUAAAUUGUUAAUAAAUAUUAUAAAUAAUAACUACAA